AAGGUAAGCUCUUUGGAGAAUGACUUGAGGCAGGUCUGGAAUUCCAGUGUAGUAUUCGUGUUGUGAUCUUUAGUGAAAGUCUUCGAAAUUUUCAGCUGAACUGUUUACAGCAUCAUCAGCAUUGCAUCGGUUAUACGUUAAUGUUCUUCAUUUCAGUGUGCAUGGAGGGAAUGGGGGGGUCGGUGUAUACAUCAUUAGUGGUGAUUGAAGAUGCUCGAGAUGUCUCUCUCAUGAUCCUCAGAGCUUCUGUGGAGAAAAAAACUGAUUUCCAUGAGAUCCAUGUCAGUUUGAAUGAUGUCACUGACCAGUCUGCCUUUCCCAAAGAAGGUUUGUUUGAACAAAAUGCCAUUUUUAGAACAUUAUAUCUAAAGGAAGUUAAGGCAGUCUUGUGAAUUACACAGAUUCGGGAAUGAUGUGAGGAAUUUCCCUGUUUAGUACAUUUAGAAUUGUCUUUAGUCUUUGGUUUGCUGGGUAAAUCAAAAUCUGGGUAUAAAGUGUGGACAACUUUAUUGUCAGUAGUGCGGACAGAUAUUUAAACUUUUAUGUCAGGGAGAAUUAUUAAGUCAGUUUAUUUAAAUGACCAAAGAAUACUUCUUUUGUCAUGAAUAGUUAUUUCAAAACCUGCGUUUUCUAUAUUUCUCUCUGAACACAUUUCACUGCACAGUAGUCCAGUGUCUCCUUGUCUUCACACUUUUCACUUUGGGUUGGAUUUUCAUAUGUCCAGACAAUCACGUCUCCAGAUGUUAUUCUUGGCGUCAGACCUUUAUAGUAGUUUUUGGAGCUGGUAGAUCUGAGUCAUUGCCAGUCAGUUUUAUUUGUUCCAUGAUGACUCCAGUGGUGACUCUCUGUGUGUUUAGUGUAGAGCUGGAGAAGUAGCUGGCAUUUUUGUUUUUAUUAUCAGUAGAGGUUUAAGAAUUCUCAGGUCAUUGACACUGCAUUAUUGCAUUAAUAAAGAAAAUUAGUAAAGCUAGUUAGGGCUUUUGUAGAGUCUCAAGUCGUUGACUGCAGAAAGAAACUCACGUUUUGGGGUGAGGAUACUUGUGAGAGGGCUUUGUUUGAAGUCUCUAACCCUGAGAUUGGGCCUCAGGGGAUGUCGACCCCUGUGUCAUAACCAGUGCACAUCACAUGACUCCUUCCUUUUUUUUAACCAUGGGACACCCACACACUCACACACAUGCAUACACAUUAAAAACAAUGGAUUGUUGUAGGACUGUAUAUCAUUAACAACUAAGAGAAAAUUCUACUCUUAUCUGGGUCUGUGACUGAACAACAACUAGAUCUAGCUUUCUCACUGGGACAUGGUGGUCCCUGGUGAUGCAAAAACCACUCUGAACCAGGCAGAGCCACUGCCUCAUAGACGGAUAGACAAAAGCACAAUGAAGCUGCUGUGCUGAGUGAAUACAUACGGAUUCAUAGUGGCCAAAACAGGCACUAUCAGUGAAGGAUAAGUGUGAGUGGUGGAUAAGGACAAUAGAGUGGGGGUAGGGUGUUGCGGCCACAUUGAGCUUACAUAAUACGAAUACUGCAAGGAUUACAAAAGAAGCUCUUCAGAACUUCGUCUUUUGGUCAAGAUGACGGAGGGCCGGCAGUGUCAGGUGCUUCUGCUGGAUGACAGACAGCUGGAACUGCUGGUCCAGCCGAAACUGCUGUCUAGAGACCUCUUGGACAUGGUCUCAUCCCAUUUCAGCCUGAAGGAGAAGGAGUAUUUUGGAAUUUCUUACACUGACACGAAUGGUCAGACUAGCUGGCUGCAGCUGAACCGGAGAGUACUAGAGCACAACUUUUCCAAAAAGACUGGACCACUCGAGCUCAAAUUCCAAGUUAGGUUUUACAUUGAGAGUAUCACAUUUUUGAAAGAUACAACCACAGUGGAGCUGUUUUACUGGAACGCAAAGUCUUCUGUCUACAAUGGGACUAUUGAACUGGAGAGUGAAAAUGUUUUUAAGUUAGCUGCUUUCGUGUUGCAGGAGGCAAAAGGGGACUACACAAGUGAUGAAAGUGCAACAUCAGACUUGAAAAAGCUCCCCGUGUUUCCCACAGCUGUUUUAAAGGAGCACCCAUCCCUUGCCUAUUGUGAAGACCGAGUCGUUGAGCAUUACAAAACCCUCAAAGGACUCACCCGAGGAAAGGCCAUCAUACAGUAUCUCUUGUUAGUGGAAGCCUUACCUUCAUAUGGUGUUCAUUAUUAUGAAGUGAAGGACAAGCAAGGGAUUCCGUGGUGGUUAGGAAUUAGCUACAAAGGCGUUGCCCAGUACGACCAGCAAGACAAGCUAAAACCCAGGAAGGUCUUUCACUGGAAGCAGUUAGAGAACUUGUAUUUCCGUGAGAAGAAAUUUGCAGUCGAGGUCAACGACCCUUCCAGGAGAGCAUCAUCCAAGUCCACUUUUGGCCAGUCUGGACAGGCUAUCCACACGUGGUAUGCCAGCCACUCACUGAUCAAAACCAUCUGGGCGAUGGCCAUCAGCCAGCACCAAUUCUACCUGGACUGUAAACAGAGCAAAUCUAAAAUAACCACAUCUAAGAAUUUGGGGGACAUCGCCAUGGACCUUACAGAAAUUGGAGCCUCCAGAGUCAGCAGGAUGGUGAGCGGAGAGAGCAAAGACAAGCUCAUCAUGGCCAGCAAUGGAAGCCUGGCCUCUGCAGGUUCUGCAGAUUCUGAGGUAAAUGAGGAGCUGAAGAAAGAGAAGAUUGCUGAGCUAAAGAAGAAAGAGCAGAGCCUUCAGGAUCUUCUGACUCAGAAACUGACUGAGCUUAAGAAGAUCUGCCUCAGAGAAGCAGAACUGACAGGCAAAUUGCCUAAAGAGUACCCUUUAGCAUCAGGAGAGAAGCCUCCUACCAUAAGAAGACGUGUAGGAGCUGCUUUCAAACUGGAUGAUCUUUUCCCCUAUUAUUCGGACCCUCAGUUAAGGAACUUAGAAAGCCAGUUUGCUCUGCAGCAAAAGAUUGUAGAAGCGGCAAAGAAGCUCGCCAAUGAAACUGAACUCUGUAAAACUGUGAAGAAGAAACGGAGGAGGAACUUUGAAGAUGCUAUGAAGAAGCUUCAAACGAUUGAGAACGAAAUUAAUGACUACAGAGUGAAAAUGGGCAAGACACCUACGCAAAGGGCCUCACUGAUUAUCACUGAUGACAUGAGUACAGCAGAACUCAGCUCACUAUCUGACAGCUUAAAUCUGGACGAUGAUGAGGCAUUUGUAGUGCAACGGCAGCGUUCCCGUUCAGUUCAGUAUUCACCACGGCCUUCAGACAACCUCGGCAUUCCAUAUCCGUCCGAUCGCAGGGCCUCCGAAGAACCGCACAGCUCUGACAGAUUAAACUAUGGCGAAGUCCAAGAACCUUACUCCUACAUCCACCAAGAUACUUUAUCACCGCAUAGUAGCCCCUAUUACACUCCCUCCAGGCAAGCAGGGAACUCGCGCAGCAUGCCUCCCACUCCCCAGCUGACACGCAAUGCCUUCAGCAGCAUCCAGCUCAGGUGUGAGGAGGACGCGCCUGAGCACUUCCGCCAGCGCAGUGGCAGUCUGGAGUCUCAGUCCCUCUUUACCUCAGAGUGUGACGGCCCUGAGCCUGUGUUCACCAUCACCCCUGCUGCCCGACGCAGCAACAGCACUGAGGUACUUGACGAUGUGUCCUCACACACCAGUCAGUCAAGCACAGAGUACUGCGCCCAUUCGCGUGCUCGAAACCGCCAUCGUCGCCAGAGGGACUACGUCUAUGCUAACACAGGCAGCAUGCCCAACCUGGCACAGAACGAGUCUCAGUGCUACACCUAUAAGGCACCGACCAGGCCCACCACAACAGCCUACUACGUCACCGGAUACCCCUGCUAUGCGGAUCCAUACACCAAUGGAAGCUACGCAUAUGAGGAUGAGACAGCGGGCCAUUAUAGCAUAAAUCCUUCAUACCAGACUCUGUCUUACCAUGCACAGGAACAGUACAGUGACUACAGUCACACUGAGAUGGACAGCAUGAGCCAGAAUCCAUAUGCUACACUGAGGCAGGCGAGGAGUCGGCCGCCAUCGAGGAACGAAAACCUAACGAGGAACAUGCAGAAGGCUAUGGUGGCCGAGCACUUACGAGGCUGGUAUAACCGGAACACAGCACACAAGCAGAUGCCGUACGAGUACGAGAGGGAGUCCCAGCAAAGCCAGGCCUACAGGAUGACACCACAUGCUUACGGCUAUAAUGAUCGCAGCACCUCAUACGCCUCAGUUUCUACAGCAUCCAACACAGGGACCUGGCGAGAUCACUUGUCCGUGGGUUUAUCAGAAUACAGCAUGGGCCUUCAUCCACAGCAUGCCUAUAGCUACAAUUCAGUCCAUCACAGUCACCUUCCACAGAGUCGACAUGCCUUCAGUCCACACCCCGCACCCUCCUGGCACUACCCACCUCCUUCCUUCUCACCUAGUGCUUGUUCUUCCUCAUCCUCUUACUUCUCCCUCCCUCCACCUCCUUCUUCCCGCUAUCGGGUGGAGCGGUCGGGCUGUGAUGGCUCCAAAACUGACAUGGUUAAUAAAGCCUCCUUGCUAAAUGUAGCCCUUGAUACCGCCAGCCCCGUCUCCUAGCUCCGCCCCCAGGCCCCAGAGCUCCAUCUCCGUUUGGUAGGAGGAGCCCAGCUCCAGGAACUUUAGACAUGCCUGGUGCUGUUGCCAGUGGUUAUGACCAGGACUAUUAUUACACUCAGUGCUAGUGCAACUUGCAGCACUAAACAAUGUGGUCAUACAUAGAUGUAAACCAAAUGGAUUCACACCUGAGUAGCCCAGUGGACAGUUUUGACUCUGAGGAUCAGACACUUUACUGGCACGAAGACUCCAAGCCUGGAACUAUAGUGUAGGAAAUUAAGAUAACUUUUUCAUGCUUUGUGCCUUUCUCAAAUCCCUGUUUUUACUCCGCGGGUGACGAGUUCAAAGCAUCAGUGUUUUAAGGAAUGUUACCAGGCAAGGACAGUGCACGACGGCGUUCAGCCAGCUCGGAGAGCCCGAGUGCAUUCCCCUUGUAAGAGAACCGAAACAGGCCUUUGGGACCCUCUGGAGAGCAACACAUUUUGAGUGUGUGUGUGUGGUGCUAGCACUUCUGGAGCUUGGCCUGCCCUGAUGAAUGCCUGCUGUGGAAUUUCUUUGGGAUUUGUUAAUAUGGUAAUAGUGAUUGGGCCGAGGAAGGUGCUAUUCGAGCCAAAUAGCCUGGACCAUUCCAUUGCCAUGGAAGGAUAUUACAAUCGUAAAUCCUCUUCAUGGACACAAAGCAAAUAUUAAUAUGAAGGACUAAACUCAGCUGGUUUCUGUUGUGUGUAAAAUCUCCCAUGGACAUUUUGCAGUUUGUUUAAAGAACUUGAAGCAUUAACCUUUAUAUUGCUAUUGAAGUUAACUCUCUUGUAGGGAAAUUAUUUUUUACAAAUAUUUUAUAUAUAAUUAUGCAUAAACAUUGGAUUCACAAGGGCUUUGAAUAUGGCUAUGCAAAAAAAUGGAAGGUCAUUCAGUAUUUUUUUUCUCUUCCCCAGGUUACCCCAGUCCAGCCGGUGUUGCUCUUUUAAUCAUGUAUUUACCUGCUGAAUUAUUUACACUCAUUAUUUAAAAUACAUUGUGUUGCUUUGCCCAUCUGCUAUGUAUCUUAUGAAAAGAGCAGGAAUCUGUAUCAUGGUAUUGACAAGAUAAAGACUACUUUGGAAAGGUGCUUGACAAACACUGACCAGCUACCAGCCAUGUUCCUGAUAGCUUGCCCAUGCCAUGUGUGUGUAAAUCAUGCCCUGGAAUAUUCUACAUUACUUAUUACUAAGCAUUGGAACAUAGCUUCUCUUUAUUCCUUAAAGCCAAAACUUACUUUUUUUUCCCCCAAAUCUGACUGCAUCCAAUAGCAGAAACCAAGGCCUGAUGUUUGACAUCUUUCUCUCUCUCUCUCUCUCUCUCUCUCUCUCUCUCUCUCUCUAGCAGAGAGCUGUUUAUGUAUAUGUAAAUUCUGUAUAGAAUUUAUUUUUUGUCAUUUUUAAAGAGAAUUUUUUUUCUAUGUGCUUUUUUGAGAAAUGUGUAAUAUAUAGUCAUCAGAAAUGUUAAGCUGGUUCUUAGUAAUUUCUAUCAAUGAAAUUUCUUUGAAUUAAAGAACAAUAACCAAACGAAACAAAACGUUUAUCAUUUAAAACAUAGUAAAGAUAAGACAUGUUGCAUGGUGAGUGAUAAAUGAAGCAAAUUGAUUAAAUGGUUUUUGAGUUCUUUAAAAGUCGAAAUGGAUUUAGAGUUCAAGCUCUAAACCUUCGACAGUCUUUAAAUAAGAUUGUAGUAUGAUUUAAUGAAACCUGGGUCUUAAUUAUACUGGUGGCAUUGAGGAGAAAGACUGAUUAGCACAUAGUCAGUUAACUAGAAAUGCAUUGUUUUGUUCUACAACCCAGAUGUGAACAUGUUCUCUCAACGAAGAGAUCUAAUGCCUUGCAUUCUUUCCAGUGUAAGACUACAGACAAAUGCUGUUUUGCUGCAUAUAUAGAAAACCAGAAGAACCUGUAGGAGAGCCGGCACACCCACUCAUUCCUCAUGGGGACCAAAACUAGACCAGCUAUGUUUACAUAGCUCAGUAAGAGAAAAUCACACCUGCAAUACCCAUUUCCAGUGUGUAUGUGUGUGUAUGUAUAAUACUUUGGCUUGAUCGAAGAAUUCACUAUAUAUGAAAAGAAAUGAUCCAGUUUAAGUUCUGUAAAACAUUUGUUAGGCUGCUUCUGACUUUUUAAGUUAAAGUGUAGAUUAGUUUCAAUGUUGUGCUAAUCAAACAUUUCAGAGCCCUCAUAGUUCUCCACACUCUUUCUUGGUCUUUAUUGUUAUACUUCUAAUACGCAACAUCUGAAAGUACUCCAUGUAGACACUUGAAGUACAUUCUACUCCUUCAUCCUAACAGGACAUCCUGAGAAACACUGUAGCAACACAAUACAAGCACAAGCUGGGACAGCAGAUUAUUCUUCUUAAACUCAAGUUUAAACUUGGUUAUACUUUAAGUUUUACAUUUAGCAGUUGUAUCGUAGCCUAGCUUGAACGUCAUCUGCACAGUAUGUAAGUUUGUCACUACGCUCUUUUUUGAAACAAAGUUGCUCAAGAGAUCUAAACAGUCGCCAAGUUGGAAAUUCUGAAUGCAGAUCAGGUUUCAGCUGCUGCCAUUCAUUGCUCUGGUCUGUUAAUAAAAAGCUGUUGUAGCACGAGUGCUCAAGCAGAACAAGAGCAAAGUACAAAUAUUAGAGCUUAGAGUCACCACUUCAUUCUACAGCAGUAUUUACAUUUCACUAAGAUGACUAACUUUACAGACCUUGCUUGAAGGAAAUAUUGUACUGGGAAAGACACUAAGUGCUUCCCCGGGUCACAGUCAUAGAUUUAGUAUUUCCUGUUAAGGUCAGAUCGUGUUUAUGAUUGGCUGGUGACGGUGAUCGCUAUCCAGUUUUGCCGACAUGGUGACUUUUUUUGCUAGAUUUUUGAAGACUUCUUAGACCAUUUCAGCAACUUUAUUUCAAUAUAGAGCUUAGCAGCAGUUCUAUGGAGUGUUUGCGCAGACAUUAGCAACUGUCCUGCACUCGAUACAGCUCUCCAGCUCACAAUCACAGCUGCUGGUUAUACGAGUUGAGAGAGCAGGUUUGGUCGACUCGCCACCAGUGUGUAAAGCCUGACUUGCCCUUUCUUGAGCCGACGUUCCCAAAAAACCAAUCACUGAUCACCAUUGUUUGUCCCACCCAUACCCUACUUUGUUCAUUUGAAACUUUUCUUAGCUGUGCAUACAUUUAUAUUUUGUCAUUUGGCAGACAAUCUUAUGGAAUAAAAAUCCAUAACAUUUUCCUUCAGCUCUGUUUCCCAACACUUCACUCUUCGUUU
This is a messenger RNA of Pangasianodon hypophthalmus (striped catfish), 7832 nucleotides long. RefSeq names its product FERM domain containing 4Ba (gene frmd4ba). Gene Ontology annotation, molecular function: cytoskeletal protein binding. The transcript has 25 exons. NCBI's taxonomy places the organism in Eukaryota, Metazoa, Chordata, Actinopteri, Siluriformes, Pangasiidae. Gene Ontology annotation, biological process: establishment of epithelial cell polarity. Gene Ontology annotation, cellular component: bicellular tight junction; adherens junction; cytoskeleton. The coding region runs from base 1572 to 4562 and encodes 996 amino acids. The record is from RefSeq and is a predicted model, not a curated record.